CCCCGGUCUCUAUUUGUCUCUGUUAUCAUUACGCUGAAUUCUAGCGCCAGAUUCAGGGUUGAACCAUUUUCAAUCCUUGGUUUAGCCAACGUGAAAACGUGAAUGCAUACCCAAGUUUUUCUUCGCAUCUUCAAUUUCGCACUGAAGAUUCGUAAUAGUUCUUCUGAAAGUUCGAGAGCAUUAGAAGUUUUAAAAUUAUGCAGAACGCAGCAACUGUCAAAUGGAGGACAAUUUGUCCCCCUAUAGAAUCAAUUCAGAAUCCUGAAUGCAAUGAGCCUCUCCUAGAUGCAGAAGAACCGCAGCAGGUCAUGGGAGAUUUUAUUAAAGAUGGGAGAUAUGCAUGGCAAAGUAUUGGACCGUAUUUACGGGUCAUUAGCUCAGAUGACGGCGUUGUUCGAACAUCCUUUACUUUUGGAGAUGCCAUACAUGAUGACAGUGCUCAGGUAACUUGUGUCAUAGAACUUCCUGAGGGACGCAUUUUGCAGGAAAAAGAUGGAGACCCAAAUUUUCCUCCACUCCUCAUUGUAGGUGUUGCAAGUGAGCUGAUAGGAGGUUAUGUUCAUGUUUAUCAUUCUGGAACUGGUAAAAUAUUGCGCUCCAUUCAUUUUAAAGAGAAGGUGACUGCCCUCAGUCUAAUUCUAUGCAACCCUUGUGAAAUAUCUCCUUUGUCUCCCCUUUUAAAAGAUAUGAGUGGAGUUCUAGCUGUUGGCACCUUAAGUGGAAAGACAUAUAUCAUUGAUCUGCGCAGAAAUGAUAUCUUGAAAGCCAUUUCUGCUCCAUUGAAGGAAGUGCGAAAUGAGAUCCAAUACUGCGCUGUGCAUGUAGUCAGUCCAGAUGAAGAUGAACCUGAGUUUUUGAAAGAUCAAGUAGAACUGUGCAAAAAAUCCGGGAAUCAUUUAGGAUUCAUCCUGAACGCAAAGAGAGAGAAAGAUUUAGAUUUUCAUUCUUCCACGUACAACAGUUCAAUCUUUGUGUCAAAAAUGUUGUACAUACCAGAGACUACAACUUUAGUCAUCGGAUUCAACUUUAGUGGUUUUCAGCUUUGGGAUAUUGCAGCUCUUCAGCUUUUGUUUUCUUCCAAAAGAUUGCGGAGUAAUACACCCGUUGUAGGACUUGGAUUCUUGGAUCCAACGGAUGAUCCAACAGAGGUAUGUUACCUGUGGGUACUUUAUGGAUCUGCAACCGGCGGGUCACAGGAAUCUCUUCCGUUUGGCACUAUUUUUAACCUCACUUAUGAGUCCAAGCUGUUUGUUCCGGACUAUGGGAAUUAUUUUGAGAACUUUCGAUCGAUCAACAAAUCUUUUGAGCUAGAUUUGCCCGCAUCUCUGGGUACAAGAGGUCGACUUGUCUCCUGCAAGACAAUCAACAAAACUACUAUUUUGCCGAGAAUCAGUUUCUUACCUCAGGCUGACAGCUCAGAUGAUGAAGGGCUCAGUCUGGACCUUUUCAUGAUGGUAUUUGAGUCAUGGUCGACGACAGCAGCUAACAAAACAAACCAUAUGGUUUUGUUUGACUUAAACCAGUGGUAUAAGGCUCAGUUUCCUAAGGGCGGGCGGCCUGAUCUUGCUUAUUCUUAUAUGACCAUCAAUGAACUGAAGACUGAAGCAGACAGCAAAUUGAUAGCUGUUUGUAUUGAUCAGAGCACUGUUGAACUAUUUGCGCAGUUGGUUAAUGUGGAACAGUUCUUCUUUCCCUCUGCACUCAGUUUUGAGUUCACUCAAAUGUCAAGUGAGCAAUGUGCUGCAUUCUAUCAUGCAGGUGCUCAGCAAUAUGCACUCCAACAGUUGGAAAAGAAUGGGCCUGCUUUUCUAUUGAGACCAUCACACAUCUAUGACCUCUGUGUAAACGUUUCCUUGAAACCAUUUCUUUAUGAAACGAUCCCAGACUAUGAACUCACAAGUACAGAGCAGAGAAAUUUUGUGCUCUCUUUAGCUUUGGAGUAUGGAUUAAUCAAGUUUAUCACAGACUGUAUUGACCAAUGGGUCAAUGGUCAGUUCUGCAUUUCUGGUUGCUCCUUGCCAGCGGUCAUCCACUGGGCUUGGGACAGAAUUUCUCUCAUCAAGCAACAUGCUGACAGACUAUGUGUCCCUUUGUUUGAUUAUUCUGGAACGAAACUAGAUACCAAUGGUCUUAGAUCGCUGGAACACUGCCGAGUUCAAAUGGUCAAAGCUCAGCAAGUUUUCAAGUAUAUCCAAGCUCAUCACUCAAAUGAAUUGAUUGCCACCAGUUUGGAGCAUCGAAUUAGUGCUUUAGAAAGAGUCUGCGAGUAUUACUAUGCAGUGAUAUGGUUCUUAAACACAGGUUUACUUCCGGAACAUACAACUAUGAUGCUAACAAAUCCUCACAGUACUAGUGAGAAUGUCGUUGUUCUUCAUAACAUCAUGGCAACCCUUUACAAAAAAUGUUCUCACAGGAGAGUAGAGUUGAAGCGACUUCUACUGAAAGUCAAAGAAGAAUAUAUUGGAAUGAACCUUUCAUCUAUUUCCUCCUUGUACCUGAUCGAUUGUUUUAUCAAUGAAGACAAAGGCGGCAACAGUCUUAUCAGCCAGUGGGAGAGAGAAAGCAAUGGUUCUUCUCUCGGCUAUUAUCCACCAAUUGGAUUACAGUACCUUUUGAGAAUAUUCCUUAUCCAUGGUGUUGAAUACAACACAAAGGUGGGAGUUAUCUUCUACUUCCUUCUGGACACAAAUGAUAUACUUCAAAAGGAGAAUGAGAGUUGUCAGCCUGUGAUGGAUCGUUUCAUGAAUUUUGUGUACGGAUUUGGAUUGAAAAAAAACCUUCAGCUCAUCAUUCAAGCUAUGUGGAAUAUAGAUAAUCAGCAGUUUGAGUUGGGGGUCAAUUUACUAGUUCAAAAUGAGGAUUGCAAAAGUGACAUCAAAGCAUGGCUUCAUAGGGCAAUCCUGAGGAUCCUGCUCUUCCACAAUGAAGUGAAACUUGCUCUAAAAUAUCUGCAAAUAAUAAAGCCACCAUUAGUCGAGUCCGAAGACAUUCUAUUCCAUCUGCACACUCUGCUAACCAAUGGACUGUUGCAUCAAGCAUUCUUAUUCCAGCGGAAGUAUGCAUCACAGCAGGAUAAUCUUCUUUUAAGACUUUUCGAAGGAUGUGAAGAACUCGGACAGUUAAAUAAUUUACUAAGCUUUCCUUUAACACUGAAGGAAGAAGAAGUCUUCAUUGAGUACCUAGAAAGAAGCAAUUUGAAACAGGCUAGUGAUUUGCGUGUAUUUUAUCUUCUGUCUCGUGGAAGGUACGCUGAAGCAGUAAGUGUUAAUAGUCAGUUACAAGGGUUCAAAGAUAACAUUUCAAGCCCGGGGUCAGUCAGUAACUCAAGUAAGCAGAAUUUGCGCGUCCGUGACACCAUUGUAGGUGUGAUAUCCAAGACAUUGCCCAGUAUCACGCAUCAACUCUCUGCAUUUUGCUCAGCGCAACAAAACUAUGCCAAGAAUGUGAAACAAGUUGAGCGACCAACUCCUUUGUCUAUGAUGGUGCACACCGAAAGUUCUCCAAAAAGUCUUCCUGCUCUACCCUACUAUAAGACAUCCAAUCAAGCUCUAAUCCAGGGAGCAAUUAGCAAAACAAAAGAAAUGUGGUCAUCUUUACUCAAGACGCCUGCAUCAUCCAAAGUGAGACAUCCUCGAUCAACCAUUGAGGAGACACCUUUCCUGAGAACACCUCGAACUUGUCAUAUGACUCCUGACCCAAUGGCAGUUUUCAACUUGUGUAAUGUAGAGUCACGGAAACCAUUUAGCACAAAACGGCAAGCUGAGUCACCUGUUAAAUCUGACAUUUUGCAUCAGGAAAAGCGAUCACGAAAAGAUACAAGUGGAACUUCUACAUUUAUGGAUGGAAAACUAUGGAAUCUAACCACAGAUCUCUCAGGAGAUACUCUUAGAUUCCUACGGACACCAGUUGUACAAAGAAAAGUUACCCCUGUCAAUAGUACCCAGGCAGAUCGUUCUACUCCUCUGUCUAUUCUCAAAGGCUCAAGUAACCAUACUCCAAAGCGAUCUAUGCCGAAAAGUGUUAGUUACCAGGCUAAGAAAGAUGAAAUUUGCAGCCAAACUCCUCAAGUUAAAGGGGAAGGAACCUCAGCAGCAAGGCAAAUACGUUUUAGUCUGCCAAAUGACAGCAUUGAAGAGUUUGAGUGUCCUAAAAUCUCAAGCCCUCGUGAAAUGGACAUAAGCCAAGGAAGUGAUGAUAGCAAGGCUAGGAUAAAUGAAUAUGCUGAAGUGAACAGAAACAAGCGUCAACUGAAAGAGGAUGUUACAUCUGCAGUGGCAGCAGUGCUAGAGUCUGGUGAUGCUGAUGUCACUCCAUCCUUAACCAGGUAUCAUCAAGUACCGCAGUCCAUUCAAAUUACCCCAAGGAAACCAUUGAAAGCCUAUCGACCUUCGCCCAAAGAUCAUGGAAUCCUGUCAAACUCCGUGAAUUUCAAAAUGUCCAACCAAAAUACUUCUGUGCCUGAACAGGAGGAUGACUCAAAUGCUGUGUCCAAUAUCAAGGAAUCAGUCAAAAAAUUCAUUUCGGAACCAUUUAAUCAUCCAACACUGCAAAGCGGACUCUCAGUGAGCCUCUCAUCAGCAUCUGACUCCUCUCCACUGAGAAAACCGAAUCAUCAUCCAAUCAAUGAUUUACAGCCGCCUUUGAUAGAUAAUAAUCACCCGAAAGAACUAGAUCAGUCAGUUCCUCCUUUCAUAGAAUCAAUCAAGGAUGGAGGAUCACAUUCCUCACCUAAAACUGAUAAGAAUAUGAGUGAUUUAAAUCAAACAUCCAUCAGGGCUCAGACGAAAAAUACUGAAAAAAAGGAGGAGGUCAAUGUAAUAUCAACUACAUCAACCACAGAUUUCAAACAAUCAAAUUCAAGCAUUAGUGUUGGAAAAAUAGAGCAAAUGGCUGUCGAUGAACUUUUAGAGUGGAGGUCCUCUAUCAAUACAGAGCCAAGCCAUGUUCCUUCUAGAAUUAUUUCUACUGCUAAUACCACCCCUGAAACCGAAUCAGGCGCUUCAUCAGAAUGUACUCCUACCCCUGCAGAUAAUGUCUCUUGUGACAUUCCGUUGGCUAAGGUGAAAACUUUUACUAAAAGUGUCCCAAUUACAAAUGCAUCUGAAGGAAGUAUCAAAAGCAACUCACCAAAAGAAGUUGCUUCCGAGAUCCAUCUUGACACUUCAUCACAAAAUGCCGUGUCAAAGGACACUCAACCCUAUGAAUGCAGCGAACAGGAUGAUGAUAUCAUCUGCCUUGACUCCUCUGGUGGUGAAACCCCCGAAAAAGAGAGUAUGUACUCUUCUUCAGAACUUGAUGAUUAUGAGGCUGUCAGUGAAUCAUCGUAUUCAUCAAGUUCAAGGUCCCAGAUCAUGGAAUCUGCCGACUCCACGAACACAAGUCCAGUUCAAAACAAUGUCCUUGCAACUUUGAUUAAUUUACAACCUCUGAACUCUACUUACAUCAAAGAAAAUUUCGAUGAAGAUGGAAGGGAGAGUAGGAAUAAUAAUGAGGAAGAAAACAACGAAAAAGAGUACAACUCCAGUCAUUUUGAUGAGGAGGAUUCUUAUGAAGAGGAAUUGUCCAGAGGAAAAUCUAUUGAAGAAGACACCAAUGAAGAGAGUGAAGAAAUUGAUGAAAGUAAUGAGCAGCUGAAGGAGUUUGAUCCAUCUCAAAGUUGCCGCAGCAAGUUUGGUGAUAAAGGCAUCAAAGACCAUUGCAUUGCUCGCACCAAAAAUUCACAAGAAAACCAGGAGUCUGAAGGCAUUUGCCGUCCUGUUAAUCAUCACCCAACCGCUGAAGACUCUAACUCACACAAAGUAACAAACCGACAAAUAACAGCUGAGAACGUUGCCACCAUCACCAAAGAGCAACAAAAACAGAAAGAAGCAGAACUAAUUGAAACCAGUCAAUGGACCAACUCAAAUUUGUGCUCAGAUUAUAACUCCUUCGCUGCAAAACAGUCUUCAGCAAUAAUUUGUUCAACUCCUGGACAGAGCAACAAAAGGAAGCAAUCCGAGGUUCAAGAUGUUCACAAAGAUGACGGUUCCUCUGUUCUCUUAGCCGUAGCCUCUACCAAAGACACACUGCCCCGUGGUGGAUACCCUAGUUCGUCGGAUACUGCUCAGGCUACAGUCAUCGAAAAUCUCCCUUCCGAUAUCACGCAAAAAUUCUUCGAGAAUCCUGUCCGAAUGAUCCCCAGAAGCAACAGCAAAGAGCGUGACACUCUGAAAGAAAGAGACGAAAGCCAAUUAAACUUUACCGUUAGUGAUAAUGAAGUCACUCUAGGGUCCAGUCGAAAAUGCUGCUGGACUGAAAGCGACACAGAGACAUCGAUGAAGGAACGAACAUGGAUGUUUGAGAAUAAAAUGCAUGAUCCUGGUGAUGAUGCAGAUGUUAUGCAUACAGGUGUUAACAAGACCCAAGAUGAUGAUUCUGUCAUACAAAGCACUAAGAAUGGUGCAAAUGCUUGUUAUAAUGAUACUUCUAUAAUGAAAGAUGGCUCACAAAUUGUUGAUGGUGUAAAGCAGGCUGAAAAAGUAGAUUAUGUGGAGCACAAGGAAGAUGUAAAUAGUGUAAUGCCCUCUUUUAUUUUUGGGAAUUUGAAGGAUGUAUCCUUGAUUCAAGCACCCAAAAAAAGUGUGCGGAAGGAGUCUCCUCAAUCACUCAAUGAAGGUGUGCCUGAAGAGGUUCCAGCAACUGCAAGUGUCCCUGUAACAGAUGAAAAUUAUGUUACAGAGAGUGUUUCAGGAGAAACACAGUUUCUAGCUGUAUUGAAUUCAUCGAGUAAAACUGAGAUUUUGGAUGCAGAGCAACUAGUGUUUGAAACUCCAAAAUCAAUGAAAAAAAACGAAAUACUACAAAGCGCAAAGAAAGAUGAAUCUUUGAGCGAUUCUGAGCUCAUUAUAGAUGCAAUGAAAAGGAAAAGUCGUGUAAACGUUGAGUCUGAAGCACCACAAUCUCUAAAAAAAAAGCAACACUAUCAGUCUGACAGCGAACUGAGCGUCAGCCACGCCCUAAACCGAUGUGUCCCUGAUAAAGUCUUGCUACAGGCUGUUAUGAAAUCACAGCUGUUGCGAUCAUCAGGCUCAAGCACUGGAGCAAAUUCCAGUUUCUCUCAGUCUGGCCAUCAGGAGACUUAUUGUGGUGACGAUUCUAAUAGUGCCCCAGGCUCUGCAGCUAAAGUCUCUGAUAGUUCAAGCAGCUCUACAAUUAAUCAUCGAGCAAGUCAUGCUGCAUUUGAGUCGUCAGGAGAAGCAUCUCCUUUGACCCCUGCUGAAACAUGCAGAACUGAAGCAUUUAAAGAGAAUCGCCGUUUUGCAGUAGAAAAACGAAAAUCUAAGUUGACAACAGUGCCCUCUCUUGAACUAAUCUCAGAAGUACCUGAGACACACCCUGCUGACUGUUUACAUGAGCUUACCCAAGAUACAAACAGGAGAGUCUCUGAACAACUCGAAUUGGAGUCUAGUCAAUCUGUCAGACGCAGUUCAUUUUUACCAAAAGUGUUCACAACUGUCGAUUCUCUUAUUCAGGAUGAAGCAAUGUCAAAUACCAAUAUUCCACCUAAAAAAAGGCGCAGUAUUCUUAACUUAUCGAAGCUGAAAAAGCCAAGGGAAAGCGCAUCAUUCAAGUCUCGGUCGCGGUGUUCAAAUUAUAAGUUCGCUGAGUUGGAUGUUUGUAAUUCAGAUGAGUCAUUCCAAGAAGAUUUAAUUACUGAUAGGACUAAACAAAAAGCGGCUAACAUUCCAGACACUCAUUUACCUGAAACCCCAAUCAAAACUGCUGAGACUGUCCAUCCUUCAGAGUUAAAUGAAAGUGCUACAGAAGAAAAACUCAACGACUCUAUUGCCUCAAGAGUAAGUCAACGUCGAACGAGACGUCAAUCCAUGGAAAGUUAUACCUCCAGUACUGAUUUUGAAGUGUCAAACUUAAAUGAAAGCAUUGUCAGCACAGCAAACUCUGUUAAGGCAAGAUCAUCAUCUAUUGAGAGUCUUCCAGAAUCAGGAACGACUGAUGUGUCUGUAAGCUCACAAAGCUCUCGCUUUAAGAGAGUUUCUAUCCGAAAUCGCUCAAUGUCGCUCUACACUACUAAAGAAUUGCAGAAAAACUCACUUAAACGUCGUUAUAGUGAAUUAGAUGUAAUAGAGUCAGAAGAGGAAGAUGGUCUAAAGGAUUCAAGCCCAGCAGCCGAAACCACUGGUGAACUUCUCAUUAUUACUCGUAGAGCGCGAAGCAGGAACUCCAAUCAGAGUGCAAUUUCAGAAAGUAGGAAGUUUUUGCCUGAUGUCAAAGGGGAUGAAUUGGCAGUGGAAAAGCCUGGAUCAAGAAUUUCAAAAGCAAGAAGUAAGAAGGGAGUGAAUAGCACACAAAGCAAUAGAAAUGAGUUCAUCAGAGGCUCAACAGAAUCCAAACAGCAGGCAAGUCGUCCCACCAUGCGCACUGAAACAUCCAUCAGCAAUGUAAGAACUCAGGAACCAGAAGAAUAUGUAACAAAUCGCAGACUGACUCGUCGCCAAAAUGCAUUGCUGAAGAAAAUGGAAGAGUCAAGCUCUACCUCUCUGGCUGUUCAUUCCCCAGUGACAAGAUCUCGAAGGUCUGUCGACCGUAAUACAACACCAACACCUAUCAAAUCAACCCGGAGAACUCGAAAUACUUCACCUAGCAACUCUAUAGCCUCUCAAGGUUCAAGAGGCAGUUCAAGAAUUUGAAAUGCUAUCAUUAUUAAGUAAAAGUUUGCGCCAAAUCAGUCGAAAUGUGAUUCUUGAUUUUGAUGUAACCAUUGAAUUUUUCUGUCUUUUUUUCCUGUCAUCAAAAAGACACAGUAAAAUUUUAAAUUAAAUUUCGGUAUUUUUUUUAACAACAUAAUGAGAGGGUAUGAUAGAAUUUUCUUGGAGGGAAAAGUUAAUUUUACAAUUUAGCGAGAGGUAUGCUAAAGUAGAAAAUCAUGAUUUUAUUUUGAUAUAAAAACCGCAGAGACGCACUAAAAUUUCAAUGCAAUGCAAUGUCUUUUUGAUCAGUUGAACAAUUGGUUACCAUUUAAAGGGUGACUGAAAAAUUCAAAUGGAGUUAAUUUAUCUACACACAAAGAGUGUUAACCACCAAAAUGAGCAUUUUUCCUUCAUGUAUAUGCUGAUGUCGUCUUGAAAUUUUUGAGGCUGUUAUUUGCACAACCAAGCGACAAAUCCAUCUAUGAUUCCUCUAGUUCCUUUCCUGCAUGCAUUUGUUCCUUAAUUGAAAUUUUGAAGUCACUGCUGACCCUUGGUCUAUGAUUUGGAUAUUGUGCUUUGGAUUUAAUUUUCAAAAGAACAGUAAGCAGCAUAUUCCGCCUCGAUUUUCUUUUAAUUUUUGUCGUUCAUUCUCUAUGUUCAACGGAUAAAUUUAUGGAUAUUCUCAGGGUAGUCCCAUUUUGAAAAAAAAUUUAUAAAUAAAUAUUACAUAGUAGGAGCGUUUUAAACGAAGAUUUCAAGUGAAGUUCUGCAUUUUUCGUCAUUAGCUAUCCAUUCAAAGGUUUUCCCGCUCAGCUUGUUUUUAAUUAAAAAUGUGUCCAGGCCAAGGCCUUCUGUAGGCAAUCAGAUUAAGAGUGAAUCAAGGAUCUGGUUCGUCAAAGGUUUAAGUUCGCCAUUGAUGAUCACUCAGUUGCUCACCUAACAACCUUCAAACAAUCAGAUGUUUCAAGUUUUUUAAUUUUUUUGUAAACUGAAAUAUUCAACCUUUUCAGAAAAGUAAUACAUGUACUAAAAGUAAAAAAUCCGCAUCAAUUAAUAAUCCCUUUGAUGAGUCCGCUGCACUGGUCACAGAAUCGCGUUGUGAUGUUUGAUUAUAGUAGAUCAACUAGAAAUAAUAAGAUCUGUUUAAACAGCAGCUCUCUACAUUCAAUAUUAACAGAGACAUCGUACUUUGAAAAGAUAGGUUUUUUGAAGUCAUCCACCGCAGUAGCGACACUCUUCGUUUCUCACUCAUUUGUUCGAUCUGUGAUGCAGAGGACGCAAUGCAAAACUUCAACGACAUUAAAUAUUAUUCAAACUCAAGAAACAGAUGGAUUCGCACUUCUAGAAUCUUCUUAUCAGGGAAUAACGCAUUUGACACAAAGAGUUUAGCUGGUCAGUCAGUUCACCACAGUUUUUUUAUGUUCAAUGUCGUUGAAGUUUCGCAUUGUGCUUUCUGCAUCACUAAUUGAACAAAAGCCGAAGAAAUUCACUAAGAGUGUCUAUACUGUGGUGGAUGAUGUCGAAAACCCGACUUUUCAAAGUGUGAUAUCUCUAUUAAUAUUGGAUGCAGGAAGUUGCUAUCUGGACAAAUUUUAUUAUUUUGAGCUAAUCUACAAGAAUCAAUCAUCAAAACAUGAUUCAAUGACCAAUGCAACUGACCCAUUAGCUUUGAACCCCUGCAAACCCAAAAUUUACAGCAAGUAUACCAGUACCUCACUGCCGAAAGGUACCCAACCAUUUUCCAGCUAAUUUAAGGUAUCAGGAGAAAACUUUGUGAUGUGAAACUUAAUUCUGCUUAAAUUUUUGAGAGGAAAAACUCUUACUUUGAGGUUAGUAAUCAAGUUAUAAGUUAAAUUUAUUUUUAAAGGGUAAGAAACAAAUACUCAUCAGAGAAGUUUUCUGGUACGAAAACUGAAUAAAAGAAGAUUUUCAAAAGCCUCUUUAGGCAUUUAGAUGCACGUGAUAUCCCAUAGUGUCUGUAAAAUGAAGCGGAACAGGUAUGUCCAUUGUGUAUAAUCAAAGUUUGUUCAGGUGUUUGAAUAUAAGUGAAUGUAAUAAUAGAUUGAGAAUAAAUAGUGUUCAUAUUUUAACAAGUCAUAUCAUGUAAAUCACCGGUUUGGGGAAAGUAUUGCCAAGUCUAGACUUAAGACCAAUCACAGGUCAGUCAUUCUUGUGGAAAAAUUUUGAGGCCCUAUUGUGCAUUUGGGCAAGAAGUUUAACUGCAAUUUUUUUUUUAUUUGCACAGACAAAAUAUGUACGAGGGAACACAUUUAGACGUUUUACAUGUCUUUUAAAAGAUUAAUUAAGUCGUUGAAUGUACACUUAACUAUAAGUUGAAAUUUUUACCGUAAGAAAUAAUUAAUACUACCUCUGAUUGAGAAGAAAAUAAACACAGAAUUAAUACUAAUUAA
This is a messenger RNA of Bemisia tabaci, 11098 nucleotides long. It is a transcript of the gene Elys, whose product is annotated as AT hook containing transcription factor 1 homolog. Gene Ontology annotation, molecular function: protein binding. The record is from RefSeq and is a predicted model, not a curated record. NCBI's taxonomy places the organism in Eukaryota, Metazoa, Arthropoda, Insecta, Hemiptera, Aleyrodidae.